Molecule: messenger RNA, 948 nt
Organism: Amphimedon queenslandica
Lineage: Eukaryota; Metazoa; Porifera; Demospongiae; Haplosclerida; Niphatidae
Product: tripartite motif-containing protein 45-like
Exons: 3
Coding region: 1-948 (315 amino acids)
Molecular function (GO): zinc ion binding
Source: RefSeq, a predicted model, not a curated record
AUGGCAGUUGAACCGUCUUCCUCUUCUCCAGGUCUCUUAAAACUGGAGGAACAGCUCACUUGCACGGAGGUACACAGUUUAAUGCAGAAAGUAGCUGAUCCUGAAAAGGUUGCUUGUGACAACUGCAGCUCAGCUAAUGCCACUAGAUGCUGCAGGGAUUGCAGUAAGUUCCUUUGUAAAAAGUGUAUAGCAAUGCAUAAGCAGUGGACAGAAUUUGCUAAUCAUAAGAUAGUGAGUCUUGAUGAGGUGGCAUCAGCUCCCUCUGAAAUACUGUCUAAAAAGAAAGCUGAAGCAAACCUCACAUGUCUGGUACCCAGUCAUGAUGAGCCGCUAAAAUAUUUCUGUGAAACCUGCGACGAAUCUAUCUGUCGUGAUUGUGCUAUACUCACUCACAGAGAUCACAAGUAUAACCUCAUUGCUGAUAUUUAUGCCAAGCACUGCAAGGCCUUGGAGCGUUCUCUUAAUCCGGUGAAGGGAAAAAUCGAAGCACUUAACGAGGCCAUGGCUACUAUAGAAGGAUUCGAGGCUGAGGUAAGAGAAAGAGGAGAAGCAGUGGUGGGGGAAAUUCAUAAUAUGGUCGAAGAGAUUAUUGAUACUGUUCGUCAGUCAGAGAGGAAACUGAUUGAGCAGGCACAGAUGGUAACUGAUGCUAAACUAAAGGUGCUCUCUGGACAGAAGAAAUCAGCAGAGUCGAGUUUGAGCCUUCUAAACGAUGUAAAGGAUUAUGUAGAGCAAAGUUUAAAGACAGGGACUCCUCAACAAGUUCUCACCUCCAAAAAACCGAUAAUUGGGCGUAUAAAGGAGGUGGCAGCUCAAAUUCGUGUGGAGGAGCUGCUGCCCAUUGAAAAAAAUGAUCUCACAUUGAUGAAGGGGGUUAAGAUUGAUAGUGACAUUGGGUACAUUACAUAUUCUGCUUUACAGUGCUGCAGGGGUAAAUCUGGUUGGUAA